Molecule: messenger RNA, 7477 nt
Organism: Oncorhynchus kisutch (coho salmon)
Lineage: Eukaryota; Metazoa; Chordata; Actinopteri; Salmoniformes; Salmonidae
Gene: vash2
Product: vasohibin 2
Exons: 8
Coding region: 452-1558 (368 amino acids)
Biological process (GO): regulation of angiogenesis
Cellular component (GO): cytoplasm
Source: RefSeq, a predicted model, not a curated record
AUUCAGAACACGGCUGGCUGCCGGGGUUACGAUAGGCAGAAUAACAUAGUGAAAUCAUUCAUCCCAAAAUAUUAACCAUGUGAUGGAGGAUUAAAUUACCAAAGAGGAGUUUUCAUCAUGAGGACGAAGCUUUCGAAUAGACAGCCUACUCGAUAUUGGGGAAAUAUGUAGUAGACUACGAACGGAACGGAAUGCAUAGCAGAGGUCAGCUGUGGGAGUCAGUCGCCCCCGCAGUUUUCUGAGCAAAGGAUGAAGUUACAGAGGAGGAAGCCAAACGGUGAAUAUUCCACUACGGGCAACUAGCAAACUACAUUGUAUCCUUUAUAUGGAUGUACGGGAGUGGAUAUUGGUACAGCAACAUGUUUGUUAUAGCAAACCUGGGUUAUUGACAAAGGCUAAGUAAAUCAUCACGGGCUGCCAUCUGCCAGGACCCCCACUUUUGAAUUGAACAAUGACUGGACCCAACGCCACUAGCACUAGUUCACCUGCAGCUAAAAUGGGGAGGCACCGAUCCAAAAGCACCAGUGGCAGUACGUACUGCAUCUCGAGCCCAGGUGCUGAAUCUGCCUCCCUUAGCACCCCCAACAACGCUGGACGUUCUUCGGGAGAGGAAGAGGAGAAAGAUGGGGGGGUGCUAUUUUACGUGAACAGAACUGGUUUUCCCAUUGACGGUGUUACUUGGGAGAGGAUGUGGACUCAUGUGGCCAAAGUACACCCUGAUGGACAAGACAUUAGCAAGAUAAGGAAUGCUGCAUACCUUCCUAAACACCCUGUGCCAUCGGUCCCCAACUUCAAGCCCACCAUGUCUGUCCCUGAUUGGCUGCUGGCCAUCCAGAACUAUAUGAAGACACUGCAAUACAAUCACACAGGAACUCAGUUCUUUGAGAUAAGGAAAACUAGACCAUUGUGUGGGUUGAUGGAGACUGCGAGGGAAAUGAUCAGGGAAUCUCUUCCAAUCAAAUGCCUUGAAGCUGUCAUCCUUGGAAUCUACCUGACCAAUGGGCUGACCUCGGUGGAGCGUUUUCCCAUCAGCUUCAAGACCCAGUUCUCAGGUAACCACUUCCACCACGUGGUGCUGGGCGUCUACUGCAACGGACGCUAUGGCACACUGGGCAUGAGUCGCCGCCAAGACCUCAUGGACAAGGCCCUGACCUUCCGCACGCUCAGCGACCUGGUGUUGGAGUUCGAGGACUCGUACCGCCGCUACCAGCACACCCUGAAGAAGGUGAAGAUCGGCCUAUACGUGCCCCACGACCCGCACGUCUUCCAGCCUAUCGAGUGGAAGUACCUGGUGCUCAACGCUGCCCGUCUGGGGAGAGAGGACAUGAGGAAGGAGCUGGAGAAGCAUGGCCGAGACAUGAGGAUGAAGAUCCUGAAGUCGUCAAGUGCCCAGUCUCCCAUCAAAGAACGGAGCAGAGGCAAGUCUCUCUCCCCCCGCCGCCGACAGAGCAGCCCCCAAAGACGCCACAUCCACCGGAGAGACAAGUCUCCUGCGGCUCUGGAUCGAAAGCCUGCAGAACUCAGCACUUUGACCGACGGCUACCAGAUCCGCAUCUGAGACUCCUUGGAACUGGACUGCAUUCUCCUGGUCUCCACUCUGACCACCCAGUCCGCCUCACACACCCUCAAAUAUGUUCACCUGACAUUGUGUAUAUGAUAAUUAAAAGUAUUUCUAGGGUUUUGCCAGCCUCUUCUGUAGGGUGAAGAUGAUGACAUUGUGCUCAGUGCUAAACUGGAGGCGGACAUCCAGUAGGAACACAUACAUUGAAUAUAUCAAAGGUAUAUAUUUCCUGUCCUUCAUGACCAGACGAACAAAAGCCUGAACAAGAGGUGUGUUUCAUUAUACACCUCCACACAUGCAUUAGCCACAUUAUACAUUUGCAUACAUAUCUAUUAUGUUUUUAAUGAAGGACUGAUGCCUAAAUUGCAUGAAGACAUAUCAAGACCUCUCAUGCGUUUAGAGAAGUACAUAUGUUGGAUUCUCUACAUCGUUUUUAAAAAAUCAGUUUUUGUAUAGCCUGUGUGCUUUUGUGUAGGAGAGCAACAGUCACAUUUAAUUUCCUUUUACAAUGUGAAGAUUCAUUUUUAAAAACAGAGUCUGUGGGUUAAAAAAAUAGCCGACAGUAUGCUGACGUUAUGUAAAAAGGAUCAAAUAGUGUGACUGAUCAUCUAUUUUUUUUUCAAUAUAAUUAAUAUAUAGACUGAACGGUUGUUGUAAUGCCUAAAUCUGUAGAGGAUGUUAAGUAGUUAUCUGCUGGGCUGAGCUGUAGUCCGUGUGAUGAUGUGGGAAGUGAAAGGGUGAGGGGAGAAAGAGAGAGAAGAGUUGGAGGAAACAGGAGGUACUGUAGGCUUGAGGUGAGGGGAACAGAGAGGUGCCAAAGACCAGGGCAGUCAAGCAGAGAGCCUGCUGAGUACUCUGCUAAACCCCAGCCCUGACACUGACUCUCUGUUAGAUUAUCCCCCCUGUCUCUGUCUCUAUAGACCCUCUCUCACAGAUACAGUGCUGGGCCCGGUUUCCCAAAAGCAUUUUAAGGCUAAGUUCAACAUUAGAACCAUCGCUUAAGAUGCUUUUGGGAAACCUGGCCCGGAUCAAUUCAUCUUUUAAGGAAAUCAAAGCUUGUGACAAUGAUGCUUUGGAGCUUAGCCAGAACAUUAACUUUUUAAUCCCAAGAGAAUUUGACCGUGACGUGUUGCUUCAAAUGUCAACUCUGUUACACUUCAGCAUACAGACAUAUACGAAAACAUGUCUGAUAAUAUUAUGUAGCUCCUAACCUGAGGCCUUUCUGAAUCCUAUCACAGAAUCUUGAAGUUAAGAAUGCAAAUACUGAACUGAACACCACAAGACAGACACAUCAGUCAAAUCAAGGCUUCUAUGCCAUCUCAACUGCCAUGAUGCGGUGUUGAAGAUUGUUUCCAUUUUUUUUUGUAGUAUUCAAAAGUCAUCAGAUAUCCAGGAGGGUGCCAACUGAACAAUAUAACAUUUGAUAGCUUUUGGUUAAACAAGCUAUGCACAUCAAACGGAAAUGAUAAAUCAUUGUAUGUCUUCCUCAAUCUAAAUAGUUUCAAGAUUGCAGCAGAAUUGAAAUCCAGUCUCAUUUUCUUGAAUCCUGAACGAGCUGAGAACAUAUCAGUUCUUGUGUUUCUAAUUAACAUUUUUUAUUCUAACGAUCAAAUUGUGAAUGGUGCUGCUAGUCUGACAGUAUACCAUCAAGGCCAACACUAUUGGCACCAGCCGUCUGAAAGACUAUAAGCACAAAAUAACCAGCUUAAUAUACAUGGCCAAAAGUAUAUGUAUUGGUGAAUUUGGCUGUUUCAGUCACACCCGUUGCUGACAGGUGUAUAAAAUCGAGCACACGGCCAAGCAAUCUCCAUAGACAAACAUUGGCAGUAGAAUGGCCAAUACUGAAGAGCUCAGUGACUUCAAUGUGGCACUGUCAUAGGAUGCCACCUUUCCAACAAGACAGUUUAUCAAAUUUCUGCCGUGCUAGUGCUGCCCCGGUCAACUGUAAGUGCUGUUAUUGGGAAGUGGAAAUGUGCUGAAGCGCGUAGCACAUGAAAGUCGUCUGUCCUCGGUUGCAACACUCACUACCGAGUUCCAAACUGACUCUGGAAGAGGCAUACAGUAUACAAUGACAUUCUAGACGAUUCUGUGCUUCCAACUUUGUGGCAACAGUUUGGGGAAGCCCCUUUCCUGUUUCAGCAUGAAAAAGCACAAAGCGAGGUCCAUACAGAAAUGGUUUGUCGGUGUGGAAGAACUUAACUGGCCUACACAGAGCCCUGACCUCAACCCCAUCGAACACCUUGUGGAUGAAUUGGAACGCCGACUGCGAGCCAGGCCUAAUCGCCCAACAUCAGUGCCGACCUCACUAAUGCUCUUGUGGCUGAAUGGAAGCAAGUCCCCGCAGCAAUGUUCCAACAUCUGACGGAAAGCGUUCCCAGAAGAGUGGAGGCUGUUAUAGCAACAAAGGGGGACCAACCUCAUAGUAAUCGCCGUGAUUUUGGAAUGAGAUGUUUGACGAGCAGGUGUCCACAUACUUUUGGCCAUGUAGUGUAUGACUUUGGUUUUAAAAUCCUCUCUAGAAGCACAAUGUGCUUCACUUUUACACAAUACAAUCGUUUGUCUAAUCUAUACAGGCUAGGUUUAACAUUCUUACUGUUAAACACUGCCGUAAAAAAACAUUUUUUUUAAAGACGGGGCUCUUUUCAAUAUGCAUUGCGGAAGUUCAGCUUUACAGCGUGAUUGAAAUUUGAAGGCAAUGUCAGCUUUAGUGGAGACUGCAUUUACCGUACCCACUGCAUAUCUAACACUUCAGCUUUCCAGAUUGAUUAGAACCCUUACUGGGAGGAAAGACUGCUUUCACUGCUGCAAAUCUGGGACCUGAAAGAUAAUACUCUUAAGUGAUGUAGCUAAAUUAGAGUUGUGCUCUUAACUGUUUAGUGUUGAGAUAUAUUGUGUUGUGGCUGAGUUCUAUUGGUGAUUAUUCGCUGUUUCUUGAACACAUCUGUUACUGAGUGCAGUGUUUAAUCGUGCUGGUUGUUGUUUUUAUGACGUGGUGAAAACACUUUGUUGUGAUGAUGAUGAUGAUAUAUUCUUUGGACGAGGUGUGAUUUUUAAAGAAGCACACCACAUUGUAGCAGUAUCAUUUUUCAAAGGUCUUGCCAUGUUUGUGCUGUUUACCACUGAAUAGGCUUGAAAAAUGAAGUAUCAUCUAAUGGGAUAAUGGUUAAAGAAAAACAGUACCACUCAUGACUGUAGAUUUCUUUUAUCCAUUUUGUAUUUACCAAAUGGUGUUUAAAAAAAGAAAAGAAAAACAGAAUCAAGUUAUCUGAAUAACUGCACAAUAUGAGGAACCUAAACCAGCUACCACCACUAUAAUAUACCACCAACUACUGCAUUUAGUGGUUGAUAACUUGAAAGGCAAUGAUGUGCUGUUGGGACUAAGUGUUACUGAAUAUUUAGGUGUUUUCAAAGCACGAUGUGGACUGUGGAACUCUACCUUUGAGUCACCGCAAUUCAGCUUUUUAGAUGAGACUGUUUUUCCUGUAUUAACGUACGUUUCAUGAGGAGUGUUUUCUUGGCCUCUUCUCGUAAAUGGGAAUGUACUAGGACUCUGAGUGUUAAGAGUGUUCUCUUGGCCUCUUCUCGUAAAUGGGAAUGUACUAGGACUCUGAGUGUUAAGAGUGUUCUCUUGGCCUCUUCUCGUAAAUGGGAAUGUACUAGGACUCUGAGUGUUAAGAGUGUUCUCUUGGCCUCUUCUCGUAAAUGGGAAUGUACUAGGACUCUGAGUGUUAAGAGUGUUCUCUUGGCCUCUUCUCGUAAAUGGGAAUGUACUAUGACUCUGGGUGUUAAGAGUGUUUUCUUGGCCUCUUCUCGUAAAUGGGAAUGUACUAGGACUCCGGGUGUUAAGAGUGUUUUCUUGGCCUCUUCUCGUAAAUGGGAAUGUACUAGGACUCUGAGUGUUAAGAGUGUUCUCUUGGCCUCUUCUCGUAAAUGGGAAUGUACUAUGACUCUGGGUGUUAAGAGUGUUUUCUUGGCCUCUUCUCGUAAAUGGGAAUGUACUAGGACUCCGGGUGUUAAGAGUGUUCUCUUGGCCUCUUCUCGUAAAUGGGAAUGUACUAGGACUCCGGGUGUUAAGAGUGUUCUCUUGGCCUCUUCUCGUAAAUGGGAAUGUACUAGGACUCUGGGUGUUAAGAGUGUUUUCUUGGCCUCUUCUCGUAAAUGGGAAUGUACUAGGACUCUGGGUGUUAAGAGUGUUCUCUUGGCCUCUUCUCGUAAAUGGGAAUGUACUAGGACUCUGGGUGUUAAGAGUGUUCUCUUGGCCUCUUCUCGUAAAUGGGAAUGUACUAGGACUCCGGGUGUUAAGAGUGUUCUCUUGGCCUCUUCUCGUAAAUGGGAAUGUACUAGGACUCUGGGUGUUAAGAGUGUUCUCUUGGCCUCUUCUCGUAAAUGGGAAUGUACUAGGACUCCGGGUGGUAAGAGUGUUCUCUUGGCCUCUUCUCGUAAAUGGGAAUGUACUAGGACUCUGGGUGUUAAGAGUGUUUUCUUGGCCUCUUCUCGUAAAUGGGAAUGUACUAGGACUCCGGGUGUUAAGAGUGUUCUCUUGGCCUCUUCUCGUAAAUGGGAAUAUACUAUGACUCUGGGUGUUUAAAUGGGAAUGUACUAGGACUCCGGGUGUUAAGAGUGUUCUCUUGGCCUCUUCUCGUAAAUGGGAAUGUACUAGGACUCUGAGUGUUAAGAGUGUUCUCUUGGCCUCUUCUCGUAAAUGGGAAUGUACUAGGACUCUGGGUGUUAAGAGUGUCCUCUUGGCCUCUUCUCGUAAAUGGGAAUGUACUAGGACUCUGAGUGUUAAGAGUGUUCUCUUGGCCUCUUCUCGUAAAUGGGAAUGUACUAGGACUCUGAGUGUUAAGAGUGUUCUCUUGGCCUCUUCUCGUAAAUGGGAAUGUACUAGGACUCUGGGUGUUAAGAGUGCUCUCUUGGCCUCUUCUCGUAAAUGGGAAUGUACUAGGACUCUGAGUGUUAAGAGUGUUCUCUUGGCCUCUUCUCGUAAAUGGGAAUGUACUAGGACUCUGAGUGUUAAGAAUGUUCUCUUGGCCUCUUCUCGUAAAUGGGAAUGUACUAGGACUCUGAGUGUUAAGAGUGCUCUCUUGGCCUCUUCUCGUAAAUGGGAAUGUACUAGGACUCUGGGUGUUAAGAGUGCUCUCUUGGCCUCUUCUCGUAAAUGGGAAUGUACUAGGACUCUGGGUGUUAAGAGUGUUCUCUUGGCCUCUUCUCGUAAAUGGGAAUGUACUAGGACUCUGGGUGUUAAGAGUGUUCUCUUGGCCUCUUCUCGUAAAUGGGAAUGUACUAUGACUCUGGGUGUUUAAAUGGGAAUGUACUAGGACUCCGGGUGUUAAGAGUGUUCUCUUGGCCUCUUCUCGUAAAUGGGAAUGUACUAGGACUCUGAGUGUUAAGAGUGUUCUCUUGGCCUCUUCUCGUAAAUGGGAAUGUACUAGGACUCUGGGUGUUAAGAGUGUUCUCUUGGCCUCUUCUCGUAAAUGGGAAUGUACUAGGACUCUGGGUGUUAAGAGUGUUAUCUUGGCCUCUUCUCGUAAAUGGGAAUGUACUAGGACUCUGGGUGUUAAGAGUGUUCUUGUUUAUACUCAUGCCACUGGUGCUGCCAGUUGGCUGGUAUUAUUCUCAUAUCUUUCUGGAAAGGGCUGAUCUAUUUGUCCCAUUGGCUGAAAAGGAAAAGUAUUGAUGGUAGAUCAAUAGCAGAACAAAUGGUAGCAUUUCUUACAGCACCACUAUUCUAUUGAAAUGAGACUUUAGAAUCUGCCCCUGGUUUUCUCCAUGUAUGAUGAUGACAGGGUGAUUUUUGUAUUUUGACCACUGGUGGAAGAUAAUGUCCUCCCAACUCCUACUGUUACACUGAUCAGUUGACAAUGGUUUUUUAUCAACUCUACCAUGUGUUGUAAUAAAAAAUGAUUUAUGUUUCUA